ACUCUGAUCACCCCAACACCCAACUUUCUUUUUCUGCCCGCUUCCCCUUCCCAUCACAUUUCUGCAAUUUCUCCUCAUAUUUUUGUGUGCGUGUGGGCGCUCCAUCUGGGAUCGGCGACGGCAAUCCGCUCACAGCCACCCACAAUGGCGGCGGCGUGACCAACCUGCCGCGGAGAGUUUUGCCAGUUCGCAUCUUGUUUUCCCUACCGGUAGUUCGGAUUCUUCUCCUCUCUCCCUCAGAGGCCGCAGUUUUUACUCCACCCCCUCACCUGUGGAUGCCAUCGAGAGGCACGCCGAGACCACGGGCGGCCUCGACAGCAACGCGCUCCCUCCCGCUCCGCUCGUCCUCGUCGCGCGCGCGUGAUGCUCGCCGUCUGCGCGCGGCACGGGCCCGCCAAGCUCCCGCUCCCGCCGCUCGCGGGCGAACGUGCCGCCUGGGUCGCCGCCGGCCGGUGGUGGUGCUGGCGCCCUGCGGCGGCGCGCCGUGGCGUCGCCGCGCGGGCGUCGUCCUUCAAUUCCCGGAUCGGGCUCGAUUCCCAGAAUUCUCACACAAGGGACUUAUCCCAGCUGUUGUGGGUGGGUCCAGUGCCUGGUGACAUCGCAGAGAUCGAGGCAUACUGCCGCAUAUUCCGUGCCGCAGAGCAGCUCCAAAAUGCUGUCAUGUCGGCGCUCUGUGAUCCAGAGACAGGCGAGUGCCCUGUGCGGUAUGAUGUGCCAUCCGAGGACCUGCCAGUGCUCGAGGACAAGGUUGCUGCUGUGCUUGGCUGCAUGCUGGCAUUGCUGAACCGGGGUAGGACUGAGGUGCUUGCAGGGCGGUCAGGUGUUGCGAGCGCAUUCCAAGGAUCUGAGCACAGCACGAUGGAUAGGAUUCCGCCGCUGGCCCUGUUCCGUGGUGAUAUGAAGCGGUGUUGUGAGAGCAUGCAGGUUGCACUUGCUAGCUACCUUGUACCGAAUGAGCCCCGAGGAUUGGAUAUCUGGAUGAGGCUGCAAAGGUUGAAGAAUGCCUGCUAUGAUGCGGGUUUCGCAAGGGUUGAUGGUCAUCCCUGUCCAACAUUGUUUGCAAAUUGGUUUCCGGUGUACUUUUCAGCUGUGCCAGAUUAUUCGGAGACAGAUGAGUUGGAGGUCGCAUUUUGGAGGGGAGGGCAAGUCAGUGAGGAGGGUCUGGCGUGGUUAUUGGCUAAGGGAUUCCGAACUAUUGUCGAUCUCCGGGAGGAAGAUGUUAAGGAUGAUUUAUAUCUUUCAGCAGUUGGCGAAGCUGUCUCAUCUGGAAAGAUAGAGGUGGUCAACAUGCCAGUUGAGAUCGGGACUGCUCCCUCAGCUGAACAGGUUCAGCAAUUUGCGGCGCUUGUGUCAGAUGGAACGAAGAAGCCCAUUUAUCUUCAUAGCAAGGAAGGGAUUAAUAGGACAUCUGCAAUGGUCUCCAGAUGGAAGCAGUAUGCCACUCGUGCAGAGAGACUGGCCACCAAAAAGCAUUCACCAAUUGUGAAUGGUAAGGCGCUGAAGAAUGAUCCGACAAAUGGCCCAGGUUCCUCGUCAAAUGGUAGUGAAAAUGGUGCAGUAGUGAAGUCUGAUAGAACCGUGGAUGCUGGGGAAGCACAUGAUAUAGACAUAGAAAUUACAAGUAAUAAUCUGGAAGUUACUAAUUCCCUUCCCAAUGGUCAAAGCACUGAACAAGAUGAAAUGCAUGACAGCAGGACAGAACUUCUUUCAGAUUUUAAACUGGAGACUAGUCCCCUUAAGGCACAGUUUCCUACUUGCAAUGUUUUCUCUAGAAAGGAGAUGACCAAAUUUUUUAGAAGCAAAAGAGUUUAUCCAAAAUCUGUUCUGAACUCUCGAAGACGAUCGAGUAGCUUGAUGAUCUCAAGGAGAAAACAAAAUCUCAGAGCUGAACAUAAUGAGGCCAUUGAUUGUGAAGCAGCAGACAUGAUGGUUUUGAAAAACGCAAAUGGGACAUUACUUGACAAUGAUUAUAUAUUAUCGGUUUCUUCAGGUAUCACUAAUGGAAAACCCUCGAACAAUGGAACCUCCACUUCUUUUGAAGAAAAGGGAAGUGAAGCUUCACUCCUAACUAUUGAUCCUAAAACGUCUAAUGCGAGCAAUCCCAAUGGGAAUGCUCAGCUUGGAUCACAAAAACCAUCUGAAAAGAAUGGUGGUCCUUAUCUUGAGAGAUACUCAUCAGAUACAAUUGAUGGAAGUAUUUGUGCCACAACUGGUGUUGUCAGAGUUCAGUCAAGAAGAAAAGCUGAGAUGUUUCUAGUACGUACAGAUGGAUUCUCUUGUACUAGAGAAAAAGUAACAGAAUCAUCUUUAGCUUUUACUCAUCCUAGCACCCAGCAACAGAUGCUUAUGUGGAAAUCUCCUCCAAAGACCGUCUUACUGUUGAAGAAAUUAGGUGAUGAGCUCAUGGAAGAGGCUAAAGAGGUUGCUUCGUUUCUGCAUCAUCAAGAAAAGAUGAAUGUUCUUGUGGAGCCUGAUGUUCAUGAUAUAUUUGCGAGGAUUCCUGGUUAUGGUUUUGUGCAAACCUUCUAUACUCAAGAUACCAGCGACCUUCAUGAGAGAGUUGAUUUUGUCACAUGCUUGGGUGGUGAUGGGGUCAUAUUGCACGCAUCAAACUUAUUUAGGACUUCUGUACCCCCUGUUGUCUCAUUCAAUCUUGGAUCUCUUGGAUUUCUGACUUCACAUAUUUUUGAAGGUUUCAGGCAAGAUAUGAGAGCUGUCAUCCAUGGGAACAAUACACUUGGAGUUUAUAUAACCCUUAGAAUGCGUCUACGCUGUGUAAUCUUUCGAAAUGGAAAAGCAAUGCCCGGGAAAGUGUUUGAUGUGCUAAAUGAAGUUGUUGUUGAUCGGGGUUCUAAUCCAUAUCUCUCAAAAAUUGAAUGCUAUGAGCAUAACCACCUUAUCACUAAGGUUCAAGGAGAUGGUGUGAUAGUAGCAACACCAACUGGCAGCACAGCAUACUCUACAGCAGCAGGGGGUUCAAUGGUGCAUCCAAAUGUCCCAUGUAUGCUGUUCACUCCAAUCUGCCCACACUCGCUGUCAUUUAGACCUGUCAUCCUUCCUGACUCUGCACGGCUUGAAUUGAAGAUCCCGGACGACGCGAGAAGCAACGCGUGGGUGUCGUUCGACGGCAAAAGGCGGCAGCAGCUAUCACGAGGAGACUCCGUUCAUAUAUCCAUGAGCGAGCACCCGCUGCCGACCGUCAACAAAUCGGACCAAACAGGCGACUGGUUCCGCAGCUUGAUCAGGUGCCUGAACUGGAACGAGAGGCUGGACCAGAAGGCGCUCUAGACCCUAGCAUAUGUUCCUGUACAUACAUAGCUCUAUACAUAGAUAACCUCCUUGUGUUAGAAGAUAGAUUAUCUUUUCUGUAGCAUCUGUAACAUCACAGGAGACGAGCAGACUUUUUGACCUGACAGUGACAGUGACAGCAGGUGAUGGUAACACUGAUAGUGUUUGUAAUUAUCCGCUUUGUAAAUCAACAGUAUAGCUCGUUAUCUCUGGGCCUAGCAGAAGAUGACAGCCCACGCGAAGAUGAUAGCCCAUUCUAAUGAACCGGUCUAUUUUUGCUCAGACAUAUAUAUUGAAGCUGAUGGCUACUUUUCGUA
Molecule: messenger RNA, 3605 nt
Organism: Triticum dicoccoides
Lineage: Eukaryota; Viridiplantae; Streptophyta; Magnoliopsida; Poales; Poaceae
Product: probable NAD kinase 2, chloroplastic
Exons: 8
Coding region: 364-3288 (974 amino acids)
Biological process (GO): NAD+ metabolic process; NADP+ biosynthetic process
Molecular function (GO): NAD+ kinase activity
Source: RefSeq, a predicted model, not a curated record